AUGGAUCUCUCACUCAUCUCCCUCGUCAACAAGCUCCAAGAUGUGUUUGCAUCUAUUGGCGUCUCCAACAACAUCGACUUGCCCCAAAUCACCGUUAUCGGUUCCCAGUCCUCGGGCAAGUCCUCGGUCCUCGAGAACAUUGUCGGCCGGGACUUUCUGCCCCGAGGAACCGGUAUCGUCACGCGUCGACCCUUGGUCCUGCAAUUGAUCAACCGACCGGCAGCGGCCAAACCCGCCGGAGAGGUCAAAGACGAGGAUCUCGCCGACAAGACGGACAAGAUGCAGUUGAACCAGAACAACCCCGACGAGUGGGGAGAGUUCCUCCAUCUGCCCGGGCAAAAAUUCCACGACUUUCACAAGAUCCGCGAGGAGAUUGUGCGGGACACCGAAAAGAUGACUGGGAAGAAUGCAGGCAUCUCCCCUAACCCCAUCAACCUCCGAAUAUUCUCGCCCAACGUCCUUACCCUCACCCUGGUCGAUCUCCCCGGUCUCACCAAAGUUCCCGUCGGAGACCAACCUCGCGAUAUCGAAAAGCAGAUCCGUGACAUGCUCAUGCGGUUCAUAUCCAAGCCCAACGCCAUCAUCCUCGCGGUCACCGGCGCCAACACCGACUUGGCCAACUCGGACGGUCUGAAAAUGGCGCGCGAGGUGGAUCCAGAGGGAACAAGGACGAUCGGUGUCUUGACCAAGGUGGAUUUGAUGGAUCAGGGGACGGACGUGGUGGAUAUUCUUGCUGGGCGUGUCAUCCCGUUGCGGCUGGGGUACGUCCCGGUCGUCAACCGAGGGCAGAGGGAUAUCGACCAGUCCAAGAGUAUCGCGCUGGCGCUCGAGAAUGAGAAGCGGUUCUUUGAGAACCACGCGAGCUAUUCCAGCAAGGCCAUGUACUGCGGAACCCCAUGGCUCGCAAAGAAGCUCAAUAUCAUCCUCAUGCACCACAUCCGGAGCACACUUCCCGAUAUCAAAGCCCGCAUCAGCCAACAGCUCCAAAAGUAUACGGCGGAACUCGCGGCGCUCGGCGGACCUAUGGGCGAGACCAACCCCGGCUCGGUCGUCCUCUCCACCAUCACCGAGUUCUGCUCAGAGUUCCGGUCGGCCAUUGACGGAAACACCAACGACUUGUCACUCAAUGAGCUGUCGGGCGGUGCGCGUAUCUCGUUCGUCUACCACGAGCUCUAUAACAACGGUGUCAAGAGCAUCGACCCGUUUGACCAGGUCAAGGACGGGGAUAUCCGGACCAUUCUCUACAACUCGUCCGGUUCUACGCCAAGCCUGUUUGUCGGGACCACGGCGUUCGAGGUGAUUGUCAAGCAGCAGAUUCGGCGGUUGGAGGAGCCAAGUCUGAGGUGUUGCGCGUUGGUGUAUGACGAGUUGAUCCGGAUACUAGGCCAGCUUCUCGGUAAAACUACCCUGUUCAAACGCUACCCGGAACUCAAGGACCGGUUCAACCUCGUCGUCAUCAACUUUUUCAAAAACUGCAUGGCACCCACCAACAAGCUCGUCACCGACAUGGUUGCCAUGCAGGCUUGCUACGUCAACACUACCCACCCCGACUUCCUCAACGGUCACAAGGCCAUGGCGAUUGUCAAUGAGCGUAUGGCCGCCAACAAGCCGCCAGAGAAGGUGGACCCCAAGACGGGCAAGCCUAUCGUCAACCCCAUCAAUAACGGCAAGGACCUGGACGCCGACUUUAAGAAGGAGGAGCCGAGCUUCUUUGGCAGCUUCUUUGCCAAGGACAAGCAGCCGAAGCGGGCCGGCGGAAAGAUGGAGGCGCCGCCAUCCAUCAUCAAACCGGUUGCAACGCUCAGCGAGCGCGAACUGAUGGAGACGGAAGUCAUCAAACUCCUCAUCAUGUCGUACUUUGCGGUCGUCAAGCGGGAAAUGAUCGACAUGGUCCCCAAGGCGAUCACGUUGACGCUGGUCAACUUUGCCAAGGAGAAUCUGCAGAGGGAGUUGUUGGAGAAUCUGUACAAGCCGGAUGUGCUGGAGGAGCUUCUCAAGGAGUCGCCGGAUGUUGUUGCUAGACGGCGCGAGUGUGUCAAGAUGGUCGGCGCGCUCAACUCGGCCGAGGCUAUCGUAGCCGCUGUUUAG
This is a messenger RNA of Dioszegia hungarica, 2088 nucleotides long. Its product is annotated as Dynamin central region-domain-containing protein. The transcript has 9 exons. Gene Ontology annotation, biological process: peroxisome organization. Gene Ontology annotation, molecular function: GTPase activity; microtubule binding; GTP binding. NCBI's taxonomy places the organism in Eukaryota, Fungi, Basidiomycota, Tremellomycetes, Tremellales, Bulleribasidiaceae. The record is from RefSeq and is a predicted model, not a curated record. Bases 1 to 2088 code for a protein of 695 amino acids. Gene Ontology annotation, cellular component: peroxisome; microtubule; membrane.